GGUGCAGCCAGCAGCAAAACAGAGGCAACAUUAAAAAUACACAGCAAUAACAUGACAGGUUAAAAAGGGUUAAAAAUAUACAAAAUGACAAUACAUAAGUGCAAUACUACGAUAAGGGACAGAAGAGAAGGAGUAAAGUGACCACAGUGCAUGCUAACUGGUGUUGUUCAGGAGGCCAAUGGCCACCGGGACCCAAGACUUUUGAAGUCUGUUUGUCCUACAUCUUGGCACGUUAAAUCUACGGCCGGAAGGGAGCAGGCUGAAUUCGUGUGCCAGAGGAUGGCAAGGGUCCGACAGGAUAAGUUUAGCUUUCGCAAGGGACCUGGAUUUGUGCAGGAGGGAGAUGUCUGUCAGUGGGGUACCGACAAUUUUACUGCACACUUUUUUUAACGUGAUUGACCCAAACCAACAUAUAAAAGCUAAGGUGAGGACUGAUUCAAUAAAACAAGAGUAAAACAUUUUCAUAAACUUUGACUCGACGUUUAUGUUCCUGAGCUUACGAAGGAAGUACAUGCGCUGAUUGGCUUUUUUGCACACGGCAUCCACCUGAUGCUCAAAGGACAACCUGUCAUCGAUCACUGUCCCCAGGUAUUUAUACUGCUGCACCGACUCUACAGUUUGGUCGUUGAUCAACAGGGGAGGGGUGGCUGGGCAUGACUUCCUGAAAUCGAUUGUCAUCUCUUUUGUUUUCGAGACAUUAAUGUUAAGGAAGGACGAUUUGCACCACUGGAUGAAAUCCUCCACUACGGGCCCAGGCGCUACAUCAUCGUGGCUGAGGAGGGACACGAUAACUGAAUCAUCAGCGUACUUAAUAAUGUGUUGUUUCUCCUGUGAGCUCUGACAUGCAUUGGUAUAUAGAACGAAUAAAAGAGGAGAAAGAACGCAACCCUGAGGGGAGCCAGUGGAGGAAAAGAUGGUGUCAGAUAGUACACCAUUAACCCUGACACGUUGUGAUCUGACAGUUAAAAAAUCCAACAGCCAGUAAAUCAGACCUCUGUCAAUAUUAUAAUUUAAAAGACGUUCAGAUAAAAUGUGGGGCCGUAUACAGUUAAAAGCGGAUGUAAAAUCAAUAAAAAGCAGAUGGACAAAGUUUUUCGCACCAUCUAAGUGUGACAUGAUCAUGUUCAGAAGGGUGAUUAUAGCGUCGUCGACCCCCCUCCCCGGUCGAUACGCAAACUGGAGGGGGUCCAAGUGAGCCUGAACAGUGCUCAUAAUGUCAGUUUUCACAAUCCUCUCAAAGGACUUCAUUACCAGGGAGGUAAGGGCCACGGGUCUAAAGUCAUUCAGAGUCUUUGUGCAUUUAUUUUUGGGCACUGGGACAAUAAUUGAGUCCUUCCACAGGCGGGGGACAGUGUGGGUCUGAAGUGACCAGGAAAAGAUAAAGCUGAAGAUAUCCGCCAGCUGUUCGGCACAAUUCCUUAAGACCCGACCCCCGAUCCCAUCAGGACCCGGACUCUUCCUUUCCUUGACACCCCGAAACACUCUCGUUACCCUCUCCUUGUCAACAUGCACUGGCACCGAGCUGUUCGGCUCCAAUGCUACGUCCUUAAACACAGACAACUCAUGGCUGAAAUCAUGAACAUUAAAACGAUUUGAAUGGACGUUUAGUUAAUUAGGUCAAGAUCAGACUUGUCGUCUAGGAAGAUAUUGCACUUUUGGGGUUGAAUUCCCAACAGGGAUUUCACCCCCUCCCAGGCAGGGCGUGAUCUACCAGUGUUGAACAAGUUUUCCACCCUGUCCUUGUAUUGCUGCUUGGCAGCUUUUAUUUCUUUCCUGACCUGCUUAUGUAGCUCUUUAUAUGUGUCCUUAUCACCAGAGUUAAAACUGAUGUUUCUUUUAUUAAUGGCGUAUUUGAGUGAUUUUGAGACCCAAGGCUUAUUAUUUGGAAAGGUGGAGAUUGUUUUUCUAUGGAUACAUAGAUCCUCACAAAAUGAAACAUAGUCCGAGACAGUCUCAGUAAUUUCCUCCAGACUCUCACAUGAAUUCUUAAACAAGGCCCAGUAGGUGCAGGCGUAACACUCCUGAAGCCGUCCGAUAGACUCUUCUGACCAAACCGGAACUAAUCUCCGUUCCGGCUUGUGUCUCUUCAGGACGGAUUUGUACGCCGGAACCAAAUAAACAGUGUUGUGGUCAGACGCACCGAGUGGGGCUCUCCGGAGGGAUUUAUAAGCCCCUUUUAUGGAGCCGUAACAAAGAUCCAAACAUUUAGUGAGUCUUGUCGCACAAGUUACAUACUGGUAAAAGUUCUCCAGCUGUUUUCCUGGUUUACAAUUAUUAAAAUCACCCAUGAUAAAGCUAGGAGCGUCUGGUGACAUAGCUUGUAGCUGUAGCACUGUACGAGUGAUAGCCUGGGUAGCAUUAUCCGCGUUUGCUUUAGGGUGAAUGUAAACCAACAUUACAAAUAACUGAGUGAAUUCCCUUGGUAAAUAAAGGGGCCUGAGCGAGACAGAGAGAAGUUCAAUGUCCGGAGUACAAAGACUCUCCCUAACAAUCACAUUCCCGCACCAGUUCCUAUUAACAUAGAGAGCCAGGCCACCCCCAAGAGACUUGCCCGUUGCUUUGGGGUCUCUGUCCAGGCGAAAGGGCUCUCCAAAGCCGUCGAUCCUCAGGUCGGACUGUAAGUCGUGACCCUUGAGCCAGGUUUCUGUGACAGCGAGGAGGCAAGCACUUUUGUACUCCUCCAGGAACUUAACGUUGGCUUGAAGCUAAUCCACCUUGUUGCGGAGAGACUGAACGUUAGCAAGCAUGAUGGUUGGCAGGGGGAUACGGCGGGGUCCCAGUCUUCUCAGGCGCUGGCGAAUCCCACCAUGUCUACCCCUUUUCCUUGCGGCUGCUGGCUUGGAUGACCACCUCGGGCCCCCCGUGUGAUCCUGUCGGCUGAUCUCCGCGGGGAAGACCACCGAUGAGUCCACAGCAGCCGCUCCGGAGCUGCGAAAACACAGGAGAAACUCUCGGCCAUACUGGAGCGGUUCCUUGAGCUCGCAGAGUCCGCACAUAAAGUGGAAUAAAAGUAUCCAGAGGACAGUGAUGCCCGUCAAACCAACGUGAGGCAUGGUUAAGCUUUAUCACAUGUGGAUCAUCUUAGGGUGAGUGUUAGUAAUGACGAAAAAAACGAGACAGGACAGGUUAGAAAACACAGAGCACCCAGGAGCUGCUGCUGCCUGUCGCCAUUACCGGCGCCAUUAUUUAACAGUUACAGUUGAUAACAUAAAAGCCAAAAAUUACGUUGCAGACUUCAAUCCCUGCAGCCAAGCAGCUCCAGUCAUCAUUUUCUGCCCCCUGCUGGAUUCAUUCAGAAGGCCGUACAUAUUAAAACAAAGAUGGGAAACUGUCUUUUUCAACAGGAUGAGUUCAUUUCCAUUUUAUAAAAGCCCUAAACAAAAGUUUUUUCAACCAAUCUCCAUGCAGAGCUAUUUUCAAGAGAUUCUGGACCUUGUCUAUCUACUCAAAUGCAGCAGACUGCACACCAGCCAGUCGCUGUGUAUAACAAGACCCCUUCACGCUGGGGGAUGGUUGGACCUUGAACGUUUGGCAGGUGAAUUUCUUUAAAAUCCUGGAAACUAUCCACUAGAAUCAAACUUUGUACCUUUAGGUUUUGACUGUAUGCAUAGGGUAGGCAGUUUGAUCAGGUCAUCUGAUUCAGUUUUUAAGCUCCUAUGUCCCAUGUUCUGACUAAUGCCUUUGUCCAUGGGCUCUAUUUUCAUGCCCGCCGACGGCGCGGAGGAGGAUGGCUCACCCCGCGCAGUGGUAUUUUCAUCUGGCGGAGCCCAGUGCACAGCCAGUCUGGUAUUUCCGAUGCUAAGGCACACCGAGGUCUGCCAAGCUGGGCGUUGUGGCGCGGAAGGGGGAGGUGUCGACAGAAUCAGCUGGCGGCAUGGAAAGUGCGCUGAAAGCUCGCCGAUCAAACCUGGUCAGCUUUCAGUGCAGGCGGAGCACAGCUGGUCUAGAGGUAUUUUGGUAGAAUAAGAAUAUAGAAUAAAAUAAAACUGAAUAUUAUAAUAUUCAGUUUUGUGAGCCAAAUUUAUUUUAUAUGCCAACAUCUAUGAAAAAAAGAGCCAGGCCACGGAGCACAAUGCGUCAUUUAUGCACAGAUGGUUCAGAUUUUAAUGCCAUUAUUGGAGUUUAUGUUGUGAUCUGUGCACACAACCCACCUUUGUCAUGUGGGGUUUAAAUAUAUGCAACUUAAUGUAAGUGUCUUUAUUUGUGAAAACGGGUGUCUGUCUUACCAGUGGGUCCAACCUUACACACACCAAAUCCAUCUGUGCUUAUAUGAGACAGUGUGCAGGAUGCCCUCUGCAGCACUUACAGCGACACUUGUUGAGAGGCUGCCUUCUGUCACCAUCGUGUGACAUCGCGUUCUUCAGCCAUCUCUUGAUCUCUUUGACUACUUCACGGAAAUUUUAAUAUGCCUCACCGGUGGUGGCGGAUUUAAAGGUGAGGAGAGGAGCUUAGGUGAUUGCCGAAAACAGGUCUUGGCUGUGUUAAACCCACUCCAUGCCUUCUCUCCUCCCUAGCUACGACUUACGCCGCUGGGAGGAGCUUUAUUUGAAGUAUAAAGGAAACGUUGAAAGGGCUCAGGAUAAAUAGCCUGGAAUACUUCACAGGGAAACCAGCAACAAAAUUUCAGGAUGCAUAGGUAGAAGUUAUUUGUCAACCCUAGGAUCCAGGACAUGCAGGUAUAUCCAAAUGAUUCUCCCAUUAAGCUAAGAUCGUUCAUAUUCUGGAUAUAGGUGCAAAUAGAAAAGAAAUGCAAUGGAAAACUGAGCAAAAAUAAGCUAUUCUAGCCAUUUUUCAUAUAAAUAUAGGAUAACAUACAAAUGAAAAAAGUCAAAAAAAGCAUUUUGCACUAUGAGGAAGUAAUAUUUUACACAAGCAGGCAAGUGGGGCUGACUCCAGAUGAGGUCAGGACUGUAUAAUGUGCCAAAUAUGGCGAUUUUCGAGCUAACGUACAACAAAUUUUGACUUAUUAUUCAAAAAGUUAUGGAAUGCCCAUCCUGAAACUUGCAGGGAUGCUAGUGGACAUGAUAGUCUUUCUUUAGUGUGUAUAUGAAGAAAAUUGAAGGACGCGCGUUUUUUGCUAUUUCCAACUUAAGUUUUUGGUCUUUUAUAAAUUUUUCUGGUCCAAUUUGGGGAAAAUGUUAAGAACAAAAAUGUAGAACUUGAAGAGAGCUUUAAAAUGACACCUGAAUCAGCUCUCUAGGUGCCAUACUUCCAGAGAUAUGAACACUUUUGUAAUGCAUGUCAUGCUAGUUAGCCAAAAAUUCGUUAGCCCCUAUCUCACAAAUUAGAUGGCUUUGAUCAAAAAUAUUUGAGCUCUGACAGUUUCUCCUGAAGGCCAAUCACUCCACCAAAUUUCAUCAAAAUCUGUGACGUGAGUGGAGAUCCUUGGUUGAAUUGACAUGGAAUGACCCCUCAACCUAAUCUUCAACCAACUUUCUUUAGAGGUUCAUUCUUGGAAAAGAUCAGCAGAGAGUUCAGACAAACAUCGUCCACAGGGAGGGCCAAACUUGAUUGUAAAUGAAAGGCCCCACAGAAGCGUUGACACGGGGAUCAAGUGUUUCUAUUUCCUGUUUGAACUUCUAAACCAAAAGUUCAGAAACUGUGUGGGAGAGAAAUCAGCUACACUCAUAUCAGUAAAACACCAUUUUUUUUACAAGAUUAUUGCUACCUUGGGAGCUCUGAUAAUUUGUGAUAAAUGUGGAGGAGGUCUGUGUUUUUUUUAAUCCCUCAGGAAUCAACUAUGUCUGCAAUGUGUAAAGUCGGGGAAAGUCACCUACUUUAUUUUGGCACGCAUAAAUCACUAUUUGCACAGAAUGGGUAUCAUAUGGGGACCUCUGGUAAGUUACCUUUUGACGUUAGAGUUUUGUGUGGUGCAUUAACACAGGAUGAGCAAAGUCUGUAAUUCAUUUGAAUUUCCAACAUUUACUGAUGGAAUAGGCUGAGGUGCUGCAUGACAGCCACUUUAAGGUACUUUUCAACCACAGGAACUUUACCCUUGAAUGAGGUACCUUUGGAGGAACUCUGUGCAUUUGGACUGCAGGAAAGAGGGUCUAAACUUAGUUCUGGGGUAGAAGAUGUACCGCUUGCCUUUUCUUGGGAUGAGAAUCUUUUCAAUUUUGUUUACAUCAAAAUAACAGAUUGCAGUUUACAUAUAAAACACUGCUUCCACACACAAACAGAUUGCGGUCGCUGUUUUGCGUCUAUAUUUAGCACGUUUGAAAGGCAGGUGAAAACUGGAACAGUGUUACGCUCAGUCAUUGUGGGGAAAAGGAUGCAGAAGUGAUCCUUGAUCCUUGUCCAAACGCUUGUGAUUUAUUUUGGUUUUUUUUGGUAAAUUACGAUUUUCAAUAAGGUCAAACACUGAACAGAUGAAAAAAUUGAUCUGUUGGUCUUAUUGAUUUUAAAUUGUUUUAGUCCCUUUUUUGAUUUCUAGUAUAUCCUCUUGCAUCUGUAAGGCACUUUGAGUUGCUUUGUGUAUGAAUGGUGUUUUACAAAUAAAAUUGCCUUGCUUCGACUUUUAUGCAGUUCCCCAACACGAUACGUGCAACUCCAUGGCUUCAAAAGCAAUUUUUCGGCUACGAUCACUCUGCUCUCCCAAACUCUCCAUGGUGACAGCCAAUAGCGCACACAAAAUCCUAGUUUAAAAAGGCGGUCCACACCACUCUUGCACCUGAUAUCAAUUGCACACACAAUGAUAAAUCACCCACAACACGCCCACUAAUAGCAUGUGCAGUUUUUUAGUUUGCAGAUGCCAUUUAGCAUUUGCUAUUUGGGAUCUUAGUAGAUCAGGCCCCUUGCACUUAGUGUCUUUGAAUCAGUUAUGGACUGUACUUUUAGCACUGUACAACAAUGGUGUUGUGUUAAGGCACAGAAGGACAUCAGUAAAAAUCACACUUGUUUAUAAAUAUGUUGGUUUAGGUAAAGGUACUCAAAAAGAAGUCACGUUACUGAAAAAGUUCUGGAUGGAAGUCCUGAGUUUAUGUGACCCAUCUAUUAACCUACAGACAAACAGACUCAGCAGACUUUGGCUUCUUCACACUGUUGCAGCACAUUAAAAAAGAGGCCAAACAAGUAUAGACAGCCGGGCGUUCUCAAGAGUUUCCUCACCAAUGUCAACACAUGACCGAAGCUGCUCCUUUAAGGGGGCAAAUCAGUGUGCUUUCAGACAGCAAGCAGCAUAAUACUCCACUCAAGAAUCAUGUUCUUCUCACUUGCAAUGGUUAGAUCCCUGAAAUCGUUUUAGUUAGAGCUAGAUUAGUUUUAAGGUCAGAGACACAUUACCAGACUUCUCAUUAUCUAAAGAGAUCUAGUGUUUCAGAAACCUGAAACAGAUAUGAUACAGUUAAUUAGACAUGUGCUGCAGAGGUCGGAAACAGGACCACUCCUGCUGUGUGCUACUGUGUGUCAGCUCUGCAGCUUUGAGGCUGCAGGCAGUAAAAAUAGUCCCAGAAUGACAGAGGCUGAAAAAGCCACUGGCCAUGGUUGACUUGUUUGAAGUGGGCCUGAGCCACCCAGCCUCUCAGCACAGGCCUGCCCAGAGAAACACACACAUACUAACACACACAAAGUGGUGGGCAAAGGGGCUCUGCUGCAGCUUGAGCCAUCUGGGUGCCUCCAUCCUCCCAGAUGUCCUCUCUGUAAUUAAAGUCAAACCCAGCUCGGCCUGGUCCAGCCCAGAUCCAACCCCUCAUUUACAGAGUUCCUCCCAAAAUACUUAAACAGCUUUUCAGAACCCAGCUGGCCUUUAGGGGGACUCUGUGGCUCCACAAACAUUAAAACAGGGAGAGUACACUGAGAGAGCUGGACCACUUUAGGUAAGAUGGUUUUAAUGCCUUUUCAUUUGACUUGUACCCAUUCCUACUCUGUUAUCUUUAAUGUCAUUAUUACUAUAGUGAAAAUAUGAGUUUUGGAUUUCCUUUUUCCUUGCACAGUUUUACUAGAUAAAAUAGAGAAUUUUAAGUUUAAAUUGCAAAAGUAUGCAAAAUAAAAAGUUUAAAGAAAUACAACUUUUACUGCUGAGCCAACAAUGCCUUCUUCUCCAGUGCAAAACUCUAAAAGACAGCUAUGGUUUCUGUGUGCAGCCUGCUGCCUGAGAGUAGAGAGACAAGAUCACAAUAUCUGACAGAUCAUUUCUAUAACAUGGGCUGCGUGAAAAAACUUUUCCAUUGGGACUGUUUUAAAUGCAGGUAAUGAACACACUCACUCAAAAAAAGUGAAGUGAGCAUAUUAGAGCAGUCUCCACCGGCAAGUUUUAGAGUUGAUUUUAAGGUUUUACUGCUUUUUUCAAGGCUUUAACAGGCCUUUCACUGGAAGAAACAGGAUGAGUUUUCCUAGUCAGAAGAUACUGUUUAAAUAUGAAGAAGCAAGAUAAAGAGAUGAAAUAAGAAUUUGAUCUACCUCUGAAUAAUAAAAGCAUCUUUAAAUAUGAGAAGAAUAUGUAUAAGUGUCAUUAUCAGUGCUAUUUCCAAAUUCAUAUUCAGGCUCAUCCUUACUAGAUUCCCAUUAAUUACACAGUAUGUGCUUCGGAAAUUGUGUCACAGCCACAAGUGAGAGUUUAUUUAGAGUUAUAACCCCCUUUUUUUUUGUAAUCAUCCAGCUGUAUUCAGUACUUGAUUUUGAUUGGUCAAGACUGCAUUGAUUGUUUUUAGUGCUGAUGUUGAAGUUGAGUAAAUGAAAGGGUUGUGGUAAACCCUGAAUGAUAACAUGGGCGUUAAAAGAUCAAUCAUUGUGCUCUGUUUUUGUGUGGUGAUGCAAAAAUAAUUCAGCUGUUGUGCCGAUAAGUCCUCAGAGCUCAUUAUCUAGAUUAGCCACAGGCUAAUGUUAAUUGGAUUACACCAAGCAAGCUGCGGUCUUGCAAACAUUAGCCCCUCUAACUACAGACUACAGGGCCCCUAAAGGUCAAUUGCCGAAUAUUUCAUGAAAGCAAUUAAUAAAUAUUUUAUUGACACACAAACUUUUCUUUCAAUGAAGAAAAAAAAUCAUAGGCACGAGAUACAUUUCAGAAAACGCAAAUAAACUCUAAAAACACAACAAUACAAAGAAAAAUAAUUUUAAAAAAUUAAAUUAUUAAAACGAUUUUUUGAAACUGAAAACAGCAAGACAUGGAUAAUGAUAUGAUCUCGUCUGGAGAACACAGCAAAGAAGACCUCAUUUGAAGGUUCAACAACGCUUCAUAGGAAGAGCAACACAAUAUGUUGGUUUAAGUUAGCAUGUUAAAUGGUUGGGCUAAAACCUUAACAACAUUUAGGAUGUGUCUGAUUCAGGUUGGUAGUCAGGUAAUAGGCAGGUUUAUAAGACGGACAUGGGUUGUUACGGAUAUCAGAAUCCUGAUAGGGUAAGAUGUCUGGGUCCAGUCUCACCAUGUUUGGAUUCUAAUUCCCAUAACUACCUGUGUAUGUACAACUGUGAGAUUAAAGCUGUUCACAGGUUAAAAAGAUAUCAGUCUGCUAUAAUGUUUGAUGCCUUUUUAAUUGAACUUCCUCUUUAAGAACUAUUAAUCCACAGUUUGACUUUUUUUAAUGAUAGUAGCCUUAUCAAAGCCUUAUCUGUGUUAAUAAAUCACACAUCCAGUUGAAUGACAGAGAAGCGAUAACAAAAGCUGAGCAAUGACGUGGCAGAGGUCAUGAGUCUGAUUUGCUCUUACAGCAUUGAAAUCACAGUUUCUGUCUUAUCUACUUGAACUUGUCAAAAAUGAACCUUUUUCUUAUCUCUGUGUAGGAGUUAAAAUGUCGAUCGCCCAGGCAGCUGCCAAGGCCUUGCUAUCUGAUUCCCUGCUGCAAGAGGGGGCAGUGAUGAACCGGAUCCAGCACCUGGAGCUGGAGCUUCCUCUGGACAAGGUCAUCAAGUUUGUGUCUGUGGGCCUGCCGCUCAUGCUGGUGUGCAUGGCCUUUGCCCGAGAGAUCUCGCUGGGUGAGCAGAAACUGUCUCUCUGUCCUUUUCCUGGAAAAAAGUGAGGACUUCUGUUCUGUAUUCCCCUUGGCUCUGCCUUUCAUUAUAGUCUGUAUUCAUGAGUGCUUACUUUUUAUUCCCUGGUCUUGUUUCAGCUUCUAUGCAGCAUCAUCUGUAAAGGAUUCACACUCUGACUGUCCUUGAACUGUUUAUUAUUUACCUGCUAAACUGCAACUUGUGAUAAGGGAGAAUAACAUCCAUACUAAUACAAAGAUACUUAUUAUUCAUGUGGCCUAUUUUUUAAUCCAAACUUAACAGGAAGGCUCUGGACAAAAAUAACACCGUCAUGACCCAGUUCUGCUGGAGUUAAAAGUCCUGAACCAUGACGAGUGAGCGUAUCUGAGCUCCUCUCCAGCCGGCUCUUAUCUUAGCUCUCAGAUGCAUCCUACUUAACUUAAGGGAGCUUUAUAUUAAGAGGGAUCACAACAAGAGCUGAAACCACACUGCACUCUUCUGAAAAAGAUGAGGGUGAAGCAAGAAAAACAUUCAAACAACAUCUCAUCAUAAAACAGAGAUGCAAACAGACACUCCACUGGAAAGAUACUGCAAAGACUGAUACACUGAUAAGACACACAGCAGAAUUAUAGCUCCACUCUUUCAUUUAAAGUCCACUCCCACUGCAAGAAGUUUCCACUGAAAGCUUUUGGAGUAGCCCAGUGCAUAGGCAAAGUUUGAUUUAACCGCCUCAGAAGGGAGGGUUUUAUUUUUAUGAUGCACUCUGAAUGAAAAGUUCAUGUAUGAGAAGUACAAAGAACUGUGAGAAUGAAAAUGAACAAAGUCGAAAUGCCAAGAAAGAACUUGUGAUUAAAUCUAAAAAUGAAGUCAGUAGUCAGUAAGUGGCAAUGUUAUAUGUCCACAUCAAACUUUUCUGACUGAAGAUUUUUUGCCUCAAAAUUUUAUAUGCUUGAAACCAACACGAGGAAGCAGGAGAAGAAAUAGACUCCCUUAACAUUGCAACAGCAACAGGCAAUUCUUUGUCGGGCAUUAUGCUUGUUACAAGACAAGAUUAGCAGAACAGUAAGAUAUGAAGGGGGCAUCAAAAUCUACACAAACUUAAGUACCUAACAGCAGCCCAAAAGACCUUCACCUAUCAAUGCUUGUGAAUCCUUUGUACAUAGAAUACAGUUGUUUUAAUUGUUUCCAGAUGGUUUUGUAUAUGUAUUAUGACAUAAUACACAGUAUACUUAGUAUAGCUUGACAAUAUAGGAGGUGAAGUUGCCAAUAUGAUGAUUUCUUACCUUUUGGCACCCCCUGUGGACACAGUUUGUAGUUCCAUUCCGCAUUUGUCACCUGGUAAUCUAUGACAGUGUGUGACUGGAUGAGCUACAGUCUUUUUUUAAAGAUGAGGGUAAAAGCAAACUGGAAACCUGACCCUGGAUUACUCAGAGGUGGAUUUUCAAAUUGUCAUCCCUUUUACCUGGAUAAGACCUACUGAACAACCCUUGGAGUCAAAGCCUGGGUACUUCAAGUCAAAAGUGGCUUUAUUGUUGGAAAGUGUUGUUUAUUCAUGUGAAACCUGCCCACAGCAGCUCUCUGUGAUCAUUCAAAGACAGAAAAAGCACUGCUGACAGUCUGAUGAGAACGUGGCACAUCUGUGGUCUUAAGUCAGGUCUGUUACUGAGUGGCUGACUCCCUCCACUUUGAACUAAAUGACGUCUCCUCAGGGCCAGUCUGAAAUCAGCCUGCUGUUCCUGAUGCUAAUUGCCACGGGGAUGAUUGAGAGCAGCGUUCACUAACGCCGGCAUGCUCUAAUUACGAGGCUAAGUUCUUGUGUGGCAGCUUCCCUCGACUUUAGUCAAAUGAGAGGAUAUGUUGAUUAACAAGAGAGGGGGUGCAGAACAUGAUGUGGUGUCGGAGGUGCAGGCUCGGCUAAUGGAUCUUGGCUGCCUGUCUGCCAGGCUGUCAGUUUCACAGCACUGCUUGAUUGGAGCGCUGCUGUUUGGAGUCUGGUUUACUAGCACCUGGACACUCAGCCAAGAAUUAAACUGUAAAACACAAAAACAGGGAUGAUGUGCCAAAGUUAACAGGGGAGUGGGAGGAGAAGAUAUGAGCAGAGGCAGAAAUUUAACUUCUCUCACUUCGCCAAAUGGCUCACGGGGUGCUGAUUUGGGGGGGGGGGGGGGGGGGGUCUGCUGCUGUUCUUUUUAUUUAGAUUGACUUGUCAUGUCCAUCGGAAGCUGCAUAUAGUACAGGUUAGAUAUUAAACACAGCCCUCUUUAGACCAUCCUCCUGUACAGCUCCAUCUACUGUACGAGUAUCAGAUCAGUAACAUCAUGUACUCUGAGCUCAACCUGAUCUGUUCAGUCUUUCAAAUGUGUUCAGGUUUGUAUGAAUUUAUACAAAAUGGCUGUAAUAAGGAUAAUGUAAUAAGGAGCAACACAUGUCCUCCUAGAAUGGGUAUAAUUAUUUGAAUUGAAAUACAAUAAUAAUAACUAUAAAACAAUGAUGUGCUCACAUCAACAUCAACAUGUGAUGUGAAACAGGGCUCGAUCAUGCAAACCAUACAUAACACUUGUGAAUGUUCCUUUAAAAAACAUUAAUAUAGAAAACUGAGGUAAAAAAAAAUGGGCCUAUUUGUCCACUUUCAUGUUGUUGAAAAUAUAAAAACUUGAGACAUAUCUUUUGAAGCUAGCCCAGUGUCUCUGGAGCCAUCAGCCAGCUUAUGUUGAUUCUGCAGGCAGGUGGUUGUGACACUGCUGAACUUGACAUUUUUCCAUCAGUGCCAAAUGUGCCGACCUGAUCACAGUUUGUAAUCAAAGAAGAUGAUACAAGAGCAUUGCUUUAGCAUUUUUGAAAUCAACCAAGAUGGUGGCUUCCACCCAUGAGAUGUUCAUUUGAGUCUGCUCAGGCUGCUGUUGUAAACAAACCAGAUGAUGUAUUUUCAUUUAAACAAGCUCAAACAACAGCAAAGAUGUGUAAUAGUACAUGUGAAGAAAACAGUGAUAUCUCAUCUUGUAGCAUGCCAGUCUGGUUGGAUUGAUUUUUAAUUUGGUGCAUUAAUUGAUCAGCAGAGAAAGCUGUUUUUGGUCUCUGCAAAUUGUUUUAGGGUCCAUUCUGUAGCUAAUGCACAAGCUAAAGCUAAUGCAGUCACAUAGUCAGUCCAUACAACUACGAACACUUUGCCAGUUAGCUUUACCAUAGCCCUGGUAACCAGGGUAAAAACUGACAGUCCUAGAAAGAGCUACACAAUGGCAAAUAAGCUGCACAUUGUGGACUUUGUCGAAAGCAAUGCAAGUUUUGAAAUCCCUUUCCCUCUGGAUGAAGAGGAAAAGGGAUUUAUUCAGUGGGACUGAAUAUAUUCCAGAUUUAUUAAUAGGGAUGCAACGAUAUCAAAAUCUCAUGGUACAAUAUUGUUACAGUAUUAAGGCCACGGUAUGGUUUUAUUGUGGUACUUCUUAUGCAGUAAAUAUAAAAUGCUUUGCUUCUUGUUUUGGCAUCAUGAAUCAUUUUCGAUUAAUGGUUAAUCACAUAGCUUCUUAUAAAGCCUGUGCUCCCUAAAACCUUUGACAAUCUCGGUCUGGCAGUGUCUGCAAACAAUUUUUUGCACGUCUGCCAUCUUUUCUCUUCAUUCAUUUUUGUUUACCAGAUAACAAAAAUGCUUCCAUAUUUCUGAUUUAAACUCAGCAAGAGGUUCAAUUAAUAAAAGUUUCCCGCUAUGCUCCCCCUCUGUGGUUUCUGCUUUCUAUUCUUGCACUGUGCAGAGGACCAUGGGAGAUGUGGUCAGACUGGCCCACUCAAUAGUGCCAGAAAAUAAUUACACUGACGGGAUUACUCCAAGCUAUUGUUUGAUACCAUCACAUGCCACUGCAUUAUCGCGAGACUUUUGAAACAGAUAUACUGUGAUAUUGAAACUACCGUUACAUCCCUAGUAAUUAAUAAUGUCUUUGAGUUAUGACCAAUCAGAAUUAAGUAUCUCACAGCCAGGAAUCUUGUAGGAGUUAAGAAGUAAUGUGGACUUAUUUAAAUUUUUUGGACUGUUUUAAGAAAAUCAAGAGGAAAAAAAAAACAUUUUUUAACACUCGAGAAACCAAGAAAGGUCAUAUGGAAAUAUAACACUUUGAUCUGUCUUGUACCUGAUGCUAUUCCUGAUGGACUCCACUUCAAAUAUUUACUUAUUUCUGUAAAAAAAAAAGGGUAAAAAAAAGGAAAGGAAAUCGCUUUUCUACUUUAUUUUUCCCCUUUUGUUCAACCUAAACCUGCUCUGAUCAAAUUUUAUUUACGAGAAAUUUUUGAACUUGGUAUUCUACUUUUUAACACCGAUUAAACCAGGGUCAGGGACAUUUUAUUUGAAGGAAGAUGUUUUUGCCCACCUCUCUGCCCCCAAACAAAUUUCUGGAGCUGCAAACCUAGUUUUAACCUUCCAAAGAAGGUAAUGUGGCCUUUAAGUGAGAAAUCAAAAUGGUGCAUAAUGUCAAGAUAUGAUAUGACAAUAUUAUUAGCACAGUAAAAAAGGGUUUACAUGUGGGAUGUGUGUAAAUAAAUCCAGAGCAAUGCUGACUAUGCAAUAUUGAGUGGUAAUGAAGAACUGCUGGCUUAUAAGACUUCCCAUUUGUGCAGAAAAUAAAGACAUGAUAUAAGGCCUAACCAUAGUGUGGGGUAACCCUGCUAUCUUUCAUCAAAUUAAGUGAUCAGACCCUUGGGCCUGAGUAUAUAACCAAAUUGAACAAAAUUGUGUAAACAAAGCAGAAAAAUGUAGUAGUUACUAGAAUAUAAUAACCCAUAGAAGUCUAAAAAUGCAGAAAUUCAAAUUAACAUCAAAUUUUGAGUUUAAAUUGGGUUAAAAUUUUGGGUUCCCUACAGUAUCAUUCUUCUGUCUCGAUGUGUAGGUGAAAAAGAACAUGUUACUGAUGCCCGUUUGCUUUUGCCUUCAGUAAGUGAAAUAACAUAAAAGUCAAAUUUAAAGUCACUCACCAAAUAAACAUUAACCAAUUCUGACCAAACAUGUUUAGACUGGGGUCAGAGUCCUGAAAUACUUUCUUGUGUUUCCUGCACAUAAAUACAGGCUCCAGUUAAUGAUAAAUAUAAGUCAAUGCCAUUCCUGUUCAUGUAAUUAUAAUUAAGGUGUUACUUCUUAUAAUGAGCAAAUACAUCUGUCAUAAAAGUGGAUCAUGUAACUUCUGCUUGUUGAAGGAGUUGGACUGGCAGCUUGAGUCCAGCAGAUGUGGAGCAUGCUUGUAAAAAAUAGACGUUCCAUGUCACUCUGGGCACACCCUUUCCCCAUGCUCUCUUUUUAAGGGUGGAGCGCUCCUCAGAAAUGACAGAGCGUGGAUUUAAGUGGGUGUAUCAAGGUCAACUAAAUAUAAGGUGGAAAGGUCCAAUUCUGGCAUGAGGACACCCAGAGUUUUUAAUGCCAGGCUGCAAUUUGAAAACAUAUGAUUUCUGCAGCAACAAUCUGCUCCUCCGAGUGCAUGGAGGAGCUUGUGUUUGGCAGUCUACUGUGAGUGUGUGUGUUCAAGAGGCAUUAUGAAUAGAGAGUACUUACAGAAAUAGAGCAGGCUAGAGAAUAUAAUCCUCUACAUUAGCAGAAAAUGUUACUGAUAAAUGUUUGUUUAUUCUUCAGGGCCUCAGAUCAGCUGUUUCCCUCCCGGCAACUUCACCAUCAAGCAGGCGAGUUAUGUGGACACAUACUGCUGGGACUCCCUCAUGCACCAUGAAUUUGACAGUGAUGGGAACUUUGAGGAGCGCUCGCUCUGGGUCCACAAAGUAAGAUCAAAAAUGCUAAUUAAGCUUCUUGUCAUGUUAAAUUCCCAUUUAGAUGCGCUGAUAGAGACCUAUGGUAUAUGCUCAUUUCAUAGCCUUAACUUUGUAUCCUGGGACCUCACUAGAGAAGCUUUGCAUGAUCCACAUUUCAAAAUAACAUUAUUAAGUUAAUGACGGUCUACAGUUGAGCCUCUGUCUGAAACAAUCCUUUAAGACCAUAGACCCACAGAGCCCUCUGGUUCCCAACAGGACAGCACCUCAUAAGUCUGUAAGCUGCUUUUGCCCGCUGUUGUGAGGCUGACUGUGGCAUUCAAUACUGAUAAGUUCACCAGCAAAGAAGUCCUCAAUAUGUAUAAAAACCUAUUAAUACAGAUAAUUUUGUGUUCUUGGUUAAAAUUGGCAUCAACUUAAAUCACUGCAGGACCAUUUAAACCCAAGAAAAUCCUUGUAACCGUACCAGUAGACAUGUUUAAUGUCACCACUGGUGAUGAUGGUUGAGUUUACUGUAAGAUGGUCAGAGAUAGAAAGAACUUAAAUAAACAUUUCAACACAACACCCAGCCUGACAAGCUUUAAGCUUUAAAAACAUCCAAGAACAGCUAAUCACAGCUGGUUGCAUAAAUAUCUAACUUUCCCAAAAGAGAUUGAUGAAUAUAAAGUUCAGUCUAUACUUUUAACAUUAACAUAUGAGGGGAAACAAACCUCAGGCCCUGUCAGAAACAUUAGAGCUCCUCAAAUAUAUAACAAAGCAGGAUUUCAGACUUUGAUAGACCACAUUCACAUGGCAGCAAUGUUUGUCUUUAAAGAAUUCUUAGGUUGGAAAGCCCUAUUACUGUCAUCAUCGUUGUUAUCAGUCUCAUCACUGUGAUCCAAAUGGUAGGUUGUUUAAACUUCUAUACAUAUUGAACUACCUUUGCCCCCUUUUAACCAUGAAAGAUGUGAUUUACAGUCCUCAGUCUGGACAACUCAAUUAAAAAAUCUUUACAUAAACAAGCAUCCCGUGGAGCCUGGUGGGCCCGAACAGUGUCGCGCCGCCACCCUUAAUGGUGGCAAAACGUCAAAGUCUAAAAAGGCGCCAUGGCCAUGCAAACACCCUUUGACCUUAACACUUAAUUUUUUUGAAAUGAUCGUUCUAAAGGUCUCUUCAUCAGUCUACAUCAGUUUGAAAGUAGACCAUUGUAGGGACCUGUGGCUACUGAUUCAGUUUUUGAGCUCUAAAAUUCCUAGGGGGAAUACAUUUUUGAAAAAGACCUAAAAAAUCUGAGCAAAUAUCUGAAAAACCCAAAUUUACAAACCAAUAUGGCUGACUUCUGGUUCAGUGUGGCCCAUGUGUCUAAUGAGCUUUUUUAUUUGUCCUGGGGUCCUUAAUUAGCCUCCCACAUUCCAUAGCUUUAGGUCACAGACAGGGGUUGGGCUUAAUUUCUGGAAAUUUUUAGGAGGCUUUAUGAAGCCAUUUUUGGGUAUCUUCAUUUGAUGUGGAAACCUACAAAAGGCCCCCCUUCUGAUCUGUGUACCAAAUUUCCUGUGGCUGUGCAUCUCUAAAGUAAUAUCACUAAAUACUAUUUUUUAGAUACAUUAUAGUGCCAUGGAAUCAAAGUUACAUGAAAAAUGGUGCUGAUUUUUUUUUUUUUUUUUUUUUUGCAUCUUUGUGAUUUAUAUUUUUUAAAAUUUCUAGGUUAUCAACAUCACAUUUAGUCAUUGCAGGACAAACUGAAAAUGGAUGAGAGAAAAUUCCAAACAUAACGUGGUUUGGCCAAAAUAAUUGACAAGAUUGAAAAAAAAAAUGUACAUGCAUUUUAGACAGUGUGCAAAAUGAAAUAUCAUGGAGAAAUGUUUGCACCCACAAAGUUUUGUAGUCCCACUAAAAACUUAACGAGCAUAGUAAUCUGAAGGGGGCACUACUGAGUGACCCAGCCAGGGUUGAUCAAGCCCCAGCUUGUGUCUUAGCAGUUUGUGUCCACAGAUCACCCUGUUUGAUCCACAGCCAUCUUGACACCUUCCCUGCAGCAUCAGUGAUGUUCUUGAUGGCUUUCCCAUUGUGCAGCUCUUUAAUCCCCAGUCUCCUCAGUGCUCUCCAGAGUGACUGGCCAGCAAAGCCUCUGCACCCAACCCAAUGGGGUCGCAUGGGGUUGUCCAACAUUGUUUCGACACAUGCUGGUCAGCUCCUCAUACUUGGCCCUCUUCCUCUCGAAGGCCUCCUCCAUCCGAUCUUCCCAGGAGACAGUUAGCUCCAGCAGGACCACCUGCCUUGAUGUCUCUGACAGCAGCACGAUGUUGGGCCUGACCCUUGUCACUGUGAUCUUGUCUUGAAAUCUUAACUGUCUCCCGAGGUCAACCUUCAGCUGCUAGUCCCACGCUGUUGCCAAAGGCCCCCUGGUUGGUGUAGGUGGCACUUUGGCUUCUCUCGAGUCUUGAUAAAAGCUAUUGAUUUUGCUGGUGGUUUCUGCAGCCUGCUGUUAGUGAUCCCUGUGUUGAUGACCUCUGCCACUGCUCUUAGCACCUGAUCAUGGCGCCAAUGGUAACACCCCUCUCCCAGGGCUUUUGGGCAGCAGCUGAGAAUGUGCUCCAGGGAUCUUAUCCUCCUAUCCUCUAUCUAUCCUAUCCUAUAGUGGGCAUGCUGGGGUGUCUGCCAGGCCCCAGCUGAAAAGGUUGGAUGGACUGGGCAGGACAUCGUAAGUGGAAUGGAUUAGAGAACCUUAUGCGCUGUGGCUCUACCUUCCACAACUCCAGCCCACAGAUCUUCUGAUCCACUGCCUGCUGCCAUCAGGUCCAUGCCCGCUGUUGCGGCAUCCCCAUUGCCUUGCAGAAUCAGGCUUCCUCCACCCCUGCUUGGACCUCCUCCUGGACUAGCUGGUGCCUCUCUUCACCCCGGGCAUUGUUAUAGCAUGGUCUUGGGUUGCUGCCCAGCCCAGCCCUGCUCUCACAGAUGCCACCGUGUCUGCUAGCACACUGUGCCACAGUUUUGACUCUGCCUGGUCAACCACCUCCUGAGUCCCCCACGCCCUGUCAGUCCUCACUUCAAAGCCUGCUGAGGAGACCUAGGUGUGUGAGUCCCUGUACAGCAGCCCUUCUUUUGCCCAGGUAACCAUGAACUCCUCUGUCAAACUGCUGAAGGGGAGCUGUAGCUUAUUUUUACUCCCAUACAAGGCAAUGCUGCUGAGGCUCCAAGAUAAGCCCAACCACCUGCGCAGGAAAGUGGCUGAUCUUCCCCUCUGGGCCCUUGAACGUGGUCAGUGGGACAUUGUACACCAGCGGUGGCCAGAGUAGGUGUGGCAACAUGCUGUGUUGGUAAAUCCAGGCUUUAAACUUUCCUGGCAGCCCUGACUUGUCCAUUGCAGUGAGCCAGGCUCUCAAUUCACUGCUGCUUGUAUUCAGUGCUGCAGUGUCCCUCUGGGUGCCAUCAAAGAUCUUGCCCAAGCUUUAAACAGGCUUCUCUGACAGAUGGGAUAAGGACGUCUCCAAUGAAGAAGCGGUACUUGUCUGUGAUUUGCCCCUUCUUCAGAACCAGUGACUGAGACUGGGAUGGUUUAAAGACCAUUCGAGCCCAGCUGAUGACACGCUCAAGGUGUUGAAGGACCCAUCUACACCCAGGUACCGAUGUUGUGGUUACUGUCAGGUCAUCCAUGAAUGCUCUGAUGGGGGGCUUCAGCACACCUGACUUGGUCAUUGGGCUUCUGCACUCCACCUCAGCUGACUUCACUAGCAUGUUCAUGGCUAAGGCAAACAGACUCACAGAGAUGGUACACCCGAUGAUAACGCCCUUUUCCAGCCAGUGGGAUUCUGACAUUGUUGAUCCAGAAGUGGCUGUCAAGCUGAAGCAGCUGUAAUAGUCCAGAAUGAGGUCCCUGGUUUUAAGAUAAGAUGAGAAAAGAUACUCCUUUAUUAGUCCCACAAGGGGAAAUUCCCAUUAACAGUUCAUUCUUUCCAAGAAACAUACAGUAGACAGAUGCAUACAGUGUGACAGGAACAGGAGAACUGUCAGAUCACCAGCCUGACAGGUGCUCCUUUCUUAGAUGAGAAAAGGAGAACAGGAGGGAAGAAGAGGGGAAAAAAAGGCAACUCCAAACUCUGCUCCCAUGGGGGGGCACAGUGUGAGAUCAGUAAUAAAACACCUCAGCACAUAAGCAACAUGACAAAAAUACUCAAGAACUUGCACAUGUGGGAGGAGGGCAGGUGCCAGGGAGGGAGGGUGUAGGAGCACAGACCCUGAGGUGAGCGCAACCCUACUUGGUGCAAACAUCAACCCACAGUACCUGCACUUCAACAGGGAGGGAGGGGGGAAUGGGGGCCAAGAAGGUGUUGAGUUGGACGGGGGUGUGUGUGAUUAUUCUUCGUGUAUGUGUAUGUGUAUGUGUAAGCCUGUGGCAUUGUCUCCAUCUCAGUCCCUCACAAAUGUCCCAGCCAUCUGAUAAUAGCAGACGGCCUACGAGAGUUCUGAUCCAGGUACGAAGUUCACUGGAGAAGGAGGGUGGGGGAGGAUAGGGCCAAGCAUCAGUCUGCAUAACAACCAGAAGAGAAGACAUAACAGCCCUCCAAGGCCGCUGUGGGGGAGCCAAUGAAGAUAACAAUUGAUUUGGGACAGGCAGACUUUUUUUAGAUUUUCCAUCUACCUUGAGUCUGAGUCUUGAGCGCUGACCUAAACAUCGGAAUUUGGUGGCCAAUUCAGCUAAGUCGGGCUGUCAACUUCUCCAAGGUGGUAUCCAACUUGCCAAGGUGUUCCUCAAUCGCAACCUGCCUGCGAUUGAGAUCGCAUAUCGCUUGAGUCACAUUUCCUCAGUCAUGACGGGCAGCUUCCUAAUUGCCAGAAGUGCUGCCAACAUCUCCCGAACUUUGGGAUAGAUCAGGAAACGGCCAGCUCCAAACAGCAGAAAGCCUGUAAUCAUAAUUCCAAUUACGUAGACGUCUUCAACAUCCUCAACAGAAAGAAUCGACAGGCACACAACCCUUCACUUCUCAUAGGAGUCCAUCAUGUAUCCAGCUGCAAAUGUUCUAUCAGGGCAGUCCAGUACUCCUUUACCCAGUUUUCUCAUCGAGAAAAUUUGGUCGAUUGCGGUGAAAGACCAGCUGAUCAAAUCCAUGAGUUUAGGUUUUGGAGUGAAAUGCAGAGAGAGGCUGCAGUAUUUUUAGACAGAGACAGCACAUGACAUACAGCAGCAAGCAGGGCAGAUAAGGGUAGAGAGGGAGUGAUAUGAAAAGCGUCUGCCUUCGUUGAGAGCCGGAAAAGAAACAUGGUGUCCUCUUCCAGACCUGUCCUCUUCUGGCCUUGGACAUGGUGUCAGCUGAGAGACAUUUCCACCAACUUGUGUGGGAAUGACCCAUAGGCAUUGGCAAGGUCCAGCCACAGGGCUGCCAGGUCUCCUUUGCUUGAUGCAUCCUGGCACCCUUGGAAUUCCCCCCUUCUCCACAGAGAUGUCAGUGUACGCGUUCCUCAAAAACACCUUGCCCUUGAAAAUAACAAGCAAGAUGGUCCUGAACUGCUCGGUGGUGGUUGAUUUUUCCUCCUUCAAGAUCCAGUCACCUUCUGUCCCCAGAUGUCACUGGCUUGACCAGACUGAACUAGUUUUUAUAUACACCUGUAGGUGCAGCUUAGACACAUCAUCAGUGAUGUCAAAGUUAAUGAUAAUUAUAGUAAUAAUAAUAAAUUAUUCAUAGCAUUUCAAUAGGGCUCUUGCUGCUGCUUGCAGCAUCGGCUGGGGCCCUAAUAAGUGAUUGAAUGCUAAGCCCUAUGGUGUUCCGAUGAUAGUUAAAAUGCAGGUUUUUAAAUCUAAAAUAUGACUCAACCUCACUCCACAUAUUCACAAUACAUUGUCUUUGGGCUGGAAGCUUUAAAUGAAGAUUUAUGGCCUAAAACCCUGGAGCAAAAUUAUAAUGUCUGGCAACAUCAUUUGAGAUUCCUUCUGAGCGUGAUGUCACAAAAUAGCAACUGUAAAGGGAAUGAGGUCUAUUCAGAUUUAUGCCCCAGCCACAAAGACAAAAGCAUUUGUUAAAUCCAUAUGUUUUGGUUAACUCCAUCUGACUCAUUCCCCCUUUUUCUAUCUCACAUUGUCCUUCCAGAUGUUUCCGUACUCUCUCCUGGCCAUGGCAGUGUUGAUGUAUCUGCCAGCUCUAAUCUGGCGCCAGCUCGUAAUGCCAACUCUAGGCUCGGACCUGCUCUUCAUCAUCGAUGAACUCGACAAGUCGUACAAUCGCUCGAUCAGACUGGCACAGAGUAUUCUGGAUAUGAGACAAAACACCAAGAACCCCCUCACCUUUCAGGCUGAGCUGCAAAGGUAAGAGAGUAGUCACCAGACAUAUCCUUACUGCUAACUUCCAUUGCUCCUGGUAACCAUCAAUGCAAAAAUACUCCAUGGGUCAAUUAUAAUGUUCAUGCUUCAAACCACAAGACCUAAAAAGUGUCAAUAAUAUUCUCCAAGAAUUUUGUAAUAGUGUUUAAACAUGCAGCCUGUAUUCUGACCACACAGAUGGUGCCAUGUUAAAGGAAUAUUCCGAUGUAAAAUUAAUAAAUGGUCAAACACACCAUAACACAGAAUUAGACACCCCCUCGAGAGAUUGAUGUUGCUGACUGCUUGUUUCUCUAGUUAUUCCAACUUUGGUAACAACCACACGAAUUCAAUACACAGUGGUCUGAGGAGCCACAUACAAACCUCAACCAAAACGCCACUCUAUAGCCACAAAUAAUGCUCAGAACAGCACCUACUUCAUCAACAGUACAUAUAGGGUCCCAGCCAUAGUACAGCCUUUUUAACUUUGCCUCAUUUCUUUAGCAAAGAGACUAAACACAACUCAUUGUCUCGCUUCCAGCAGCUGCUUGUUUGUAGCAAGACCUCAGGCCAGUCCAUUACAGACUGCUACGGGGUGAUGCACCUCAAGAAAGAACAUUUAUGAUAAUUUCUUCAUGGAAAUGCAAUAGACCAAGCGCUAAGACAGAAGAACUACCGCGUCUGCAGUGCAAAAUGGAUGGUGAUUAUUACUUAAAGGAAAUGAUAAUGUAAUGACCAAAAAUGCUCUUCCUUGGUGGCUAGUGCUAUGGCUGGGACCCUAUAUGUACUGUCGAUGAAGUUAGGUGCUGUUCUGAGCAUUAUUUGUGGCUAUAGAGUGGCGUUUUGGUUCAGGUCUGUUUAUGGCUCCUUAGACUGCUGUGAAUUGCUAUCGUGUGGUUGUUACCAAAGUUGGUAUAACUGGAGAAGCAAGUGGUCAGCAACAUCAAUAUCUCGAGGGGGAAUCUAACUCUGUGUUACGGUGUGUUUGACCCUUUAUUCAUUUUACGCUGGAAUAUCCCUUUAGUGACUGUUCAAUGGGAGAUUAUGAAAAAGGACAUUUCGGUGUCAAUUUUAAAGUCAAGUCAACUUUAUUUAUAGAGCACUUUAAAAAACAAAGUCUGAACCAAAGUGCUUUACAGCCGGAAAAUUUGGAACAGACUUUGAUAAAAAUCAGAACAUUUAAAAAACACACUUAGGGCUCUAUUUUUGUGCCUCGCCGGAGACGUGCCGCAAGCGCAGCGUCAGUCAGAUCCGCCGCGCUGACAAGGCGUUCCCAAGCACAUUUUGGUAUUUUGGUGAGCCGCCCAGCCCGGCGUAAGUAUCCCCCUCCCUAACUCAGCUCCUCCCAGCAGCAUAAGUCGUAGACGGGGAGGAGAGAGGGCGUGGAGUGGGUUUAACACAGCCGACACCUGUUUUCACCAAUCACAUAAGCUCCUCUCCUUGCCUUUAAAUCCGCCACAGGCGAGGCGUAAUACUAUUUUCAUGAAGUAGUCAAAGAGAUCAAGAGAUGUCUUAAGACAGUAAUGCCACAAGAUGGCGACAGAGGGCAUCUCCUCAACAAGUGUCCUCCACACUCUCUCAUAUGAGCACAGAUGGAUUUGGUGUGUGUAAUGUUGGACCCAGUGGUAAGACAAACACCCUUUUCCACAAAUAAAGACACUCACAUAAAGUUGCUCAUAUUCAAACCUCACGUGACAAAGGUGGGUUGAGCGCACAGAUCACCACAUAAACUCCAAAAAUGGCAUUAAAAUCGGAACCAUCUGUGCGUAAAUGACGCAUCGCGCUCCGUGGCCUGGCUCUUUCUUUCAUGGAUGUUGGCAUAUAAAAUAAAUUUGGCUCACACAACUGAAUAUUAUAAUAUCCGUAUGUCGGCUUAAAGUAGAUAACGCAUCUGAGCACUGAAACAAAUCAUCUGUUCAGCCGCAGCAGCAGCAAGACGGACAGAGGACACGGAGACGUGUCCAGGUCGAGCUGUGCGAAAAAUAAGAGGAAGAGGAAGAAAGAAAAGGAGGGAGACGAAUUACAUAUCUUGUUAACUUCAUCAUGUGUGUUUAUUUACAAGAUAUUUAAUUUAAUUUGAUGCGGUUUCAGCUGUGUUGAUUCGGUCAGGUUGUGUGUCCAAACGCGUGCCAAACGCACUCAUCAGAUCAGAUAUAGAUCAGAAUAUAUCGAUAUAGAUCUAAAUGUAUGUGCUGACUCAGAUUAAUAGUUGUUGUUGAUUAUUUAUUGCACUGAAAUGUGCCUGACACUGUGGAAACCUGCCGGUGAGGCAUCAGUGACGUAUGUCGAUACGCCGCUGGUCUACCAAAAUACUACUAGACCAGCUGCGCUCCGCCAUGCGCUAAAAGCUGACCAGGUUUGAAUCGGCGAGCUUUCAGCGCACUUAACACGCCGGUGGCGAGCACGAAAAUGUCACUGCGCCUGCUGAUUCUGUCGACACCUCCCCCUGCCACGCCACCACGCCCAGCUUGGCGGGUCCCGGCUCGCCUCCGUGCGGCUCAGUCCACGAAAAUACCAAACUGGCCUUACGCCGGGCUCCGCCAGACGAAAAUACAACUGCAUUUAGCAGACAUUUCGAAUGAUUGGUGAGACAAGCUAUAAAAAUCUGCUGUGACAGGACAACCUCAAAAGAAGUCUUACAAGUACAAAUACAAGUAUCACGGUUUAUUUUGCACUACUGGAGGACUUGGAGAUGUGUCUGCUCCUCCGCAGGGAGCGCGUUUUCAAAGAGCGUGCUGAUCUGUUGAGUGAGAACACAGAGUGGAUUCUCAGCAGGUACUGCUUCCCCAAAACAUUUUAAUGGAUUUACGCCGUGAUUUACUAGCCAUGUUGGAGCGAGAAACAAAACGCACCAAAGCCAUCCCAGCGCACAUCCAGCUCCUGUCCACCCAAACCCGCACAUUUCAGCGUGAGAUUGGAGACAUAUACAGCAUUUCACAGCCAACGCUAAGCAAAAUCAUGCCGAAAGAGUUGAAAGCAAUAAUUUCUCCAGCCUCAAUUUACAUCCAGUUCCCAAACACACAUCAGCAACAUGCUGAAAUAAACAAGGAUUUCACGCCAUCGCCGGAUUCCCAAACAUAAUUGGAGCCAUAGACUGCACUCACAUCGCAAUAAAAGCACCUUCACACAAUAAAUUCAGAUUCGUCAACAGGAAAAGAUUUCAUUCAAUCGAUGCACAAAUAAUCUGCGAUGCACAUUUGUUUCUGUUAAACAUUGUUGCCUGGUGGCCUGGAGGAAUGCACAACUCAUUCAUUCUGCAGAACAGCGCUGUGAGUGUGCGCCUCCAGGAGGAGGAAAAACAUUCAUUCACGCAUUUUUAAAGGGAUUGUUGAUGCCAUAUAUGGUCAAUUGGAGGUGUUCCUGAAUGCAAAUGACCCUAACCAUGCACGAGCACGGUAGUAAAGAACAGGUGGGAUUUAUCAUCACUGAUAACUUACGUGUGUGCGUACGACCGGUGUCCGCACGUUUGAUAAAUAUGGAUUUUUUUGUACUUACGCACUCUAAAUUUCAUUCCUACGCCAGAAUUUAGAACCUUUUCUUUGCACGUUUGAUAAAUAAGGCCCCAGGUCUGGCACAUUGGCCUUUGUGCAAAGCUAUCAUCAAAGGGCGUAACCGGAAGAUUGCACGUCUGGCUACAGAACUACCUUCAAGGAAGAUCCAUCAAAGUUGUGCUUUCUGGUCAGUCUUCUUUACCACAUCCCAUCAACGCAUCUGUACCUCAGGGAUCGAUUCUGGGCCCACUGUUAUUUUCCAUCUUCAUUGAUGAUGUUGUGGAACAGUGUGAGAACAACAUUUUCCUGUAUGCAGACGACUCUACCAUCGUCGCACCAGUAACAUUGUCAAAUGUGCCUGAGGUGACUGCGUCCCUGAACAAUUUUUUUAAUUUUUUUAAUUUUAUUUUUAUUUUAUUUCGAACAUUAUGUAGCGAUUUGAAUUCAGAAUAAAUGUCCAAAAUUAAUCAAAUUAAAUUAUGACAUUUAUGCACUCGUUGAAGGGGCACCACCCACCUUUCUGGUGGGAAAAGGACGAAACAAAGUCAAUUGAGUAAUCAAAUGUUGGAUCAGUCUUAAACAAAUUUAAAUCAGUCUCUCAUCUGAGGCCGGAAUUCUCCAUUCAGGGACUCUACUUUCUGGAAAGACCACUAAGAGACGACAACUUAAAAUUAAAUGGACAAUUUAUUAACAAGCUAUAUGAUAACAAAACGUCAAUAAAUGAUGAUCAAAUAAUGAGAAAAUCAAAGAACAUCUAAUGAAUAAACAAAGGAAUGGUUUAAACUGAACCUAAGACUGGAGGUUAAUGAUAGUGAGUAAAUAAGAGAAAAUUUAACCUACGUUAACGGAGUUACGAGGAUAAAUUUUAAAAGGAAUUUGGAGAACUAAACUAUAACUAGGAAAGUAAGCUACUGAACGCUUGACGGCAUCACCCAGUUCACAUCACAGCAGUUUCGAGGAGUUUGCCUACUUUGGAUGUCGGUUGUCAGCGGCACUCUUGGAAUGGAUCAGCCGAAGUUCUGUGGCUACCGGACCAGAUGCUGAAGGUUCGGCAGGGAGUUCUCCGCCGUGAAUGGUCUCAGGCUUCAGGACCGUGUCAGCGCCGUUAGAUACUUCAGUUCUUUUGGCCUCUCGGAACCAGGUGGCAAACGCAGCUCAGCAGAUGAUGCUGGUCGGUCUUCCGGGCGUUCAGGACGAGCUUAUUGCAGAUUAAUUCGCGCAAAUAACUUAAGAAAAUAAUUUCGCUGGCCAUCCAAUAUUAUCUUCAGGAGUCACUUUAGCGAACAAAAAUAAAAUAAAAGGCUUAGAUUGAGGUUCUCUAUCAAGCAGCUUGUUACUGAUGCUUUAAAGAAACUUGGGUAUGGUGUCAUCCAAGUUUCUGGAAAAGUCUGAGCUUAAGGCAAAUAAUAAAAAUGUGGAAAAAAUUGCAAACCGAUGGACAAAGACAAAAGAACAACUCAAACACGCAAAACGCAGAAGACAAAAAGCUGAAGACGGAAAAGAACAAAGAAGUAAAAGCAAAGAACCAAGGACGGCAAAAGCUCAACUCAUAUCCAAUCGUUGUUCCCCAAUGCAGCCCGUCGACCGGCAGCGAAUUAACUUAACUUGAUAUUAAAAGCGAGCUAGAUCACUCACUAUGAUUAAACUGUUUGUAACAUCACAUACGAUCACAUUUCACUUCAUUGUUUCUUAUGAGCAGAUGCAUUAAAGCAUGAUAUUGAACAAAAGUAAACUUUUGAUCAGCCGUUUUCUUGAUAAUAACAGAGGAUGAACAACUUUUUGAAAGUUAGAGAGGGACAGAAAACCAAAUUAUCUAUUCAAACAGAAACACCAUCCAGCAUAAGAAACACAUACGUGAUGAUACUUGACAACAAUAUAACCUUGUCAAUCAAGCUUCAUAAAUGAUUAACAUAUAUAUUUGGGUGAGGUAGAUAAAAACAUAGUAUUGAUACAUUCAAAAACUCUUAACUUGAGUCUAAAAGAGUUUCCUGUUACUACUUCUAAAACUGCUAGUCUAUCUUGGGAAUACCAUUUACUAAGCUACGAAGUGUAUAAAACAAAAAGGAAGAAAUGCACAUAAUUAAAUUCACUGAAUACACAUUUGGUUCUAACCAAAUCAUAUUCAGGCAACACCACUAGGAGGAGCUCUUGGUCCAUGGAAAACCUGGAAUAAAUUUGUGAAGUUAACAGUUUGGCUUGUUGAUAUGCUAGAAAGCUGGGGAAAAGACCAUUUCAUUGAUGAUGAGGUGUACAGAUAGAAAAUAAACAUGAAGUUAUACCAUUUUCAGUCAUCCUCUUCCUCCUGCACCUUAAAGAGAGCCAUGGAAAAACACAGUCAUUCAAAGGAUUUAUGGUAGGGAUCUGUUCCAGGAUUGGCGCCAAAUGCAGCCUUGGAGAAUGUUCUCUUGUUUUCUUUUUGGGUCAUUCCUUAAGCUGAGGUGUCAACUAUGAUCUUUCCCAGCCAAGGUGAGAGGCUCCAUGUUUAUUCGGUCUCGGGGGUCAUGUGGUUGAUAAGCAACUUGUCUCCUUGAAGCAUGAAGAUUCACUAUCAACCUUUUGGGGAGAGCUUCCCCUUUGGUUCUGUCCUGGGUCGUAAACUGGCCAUAAGUUAAGUGUGAAACGUUACCCCCAUUUCCUCCCCUAACCAGGGAAGCCUGCAUUCCUUUGAGGGGUGAAUUAAAGGUGGACAGAGCAGAAAGCAGUCGUCUUGUUACAAUUAUUUAAUCAAAUAAGACAGUAAAAUACAAAUCAGGAAGAAAAAGAAAACCAACAACAAUGUCCAAAAAGGAGUAGGAUGAAGUUUAAAACUUAUCAAGCUCCUACCCCACUUUUGCCAACACAAACUUCUUUACUGCAUAUACAAUAGUUUAAAUGACUGCAGUAGUAUCAGGGAUAAAAUUAUUCAGACCAACCCAUUGAAAACUGAAAACAGGGCUGUGUUGACUCAAUAGGUCAACACAGACCCUCCUCAUCUGAUUACCUCUUGAAAAUAAUAUUUUUAUAUGCCUUCUUGUAAUUAUUCAGGUUUGGACUUCGCUGAACCUCCAUGCUCAGUCCAUUCCACAAACUCACUCCACAAACUGAAAUGCACAUCGUUUUCAAUGUUGAACCAGCAAAAUGUACCUUGAAAUUAGGCUCUCGUCUUAAAUUGUAACCCCCCUCUUUAUCACUGAACAUCUUUUGUAUAUUACCUGGCAAAAGCCUGUGUCUUGCUCUAAACAUAAUCAGUGCAGUUUUGUAUUCAACAAGGUCCAUGAGUUUCAUGACAUGUGAUUGUAAAACAGUAUAUUUGUGUAAUCCAGAUAUCCUACCUUGUUAACAAUUCUAAUGGCUCUUUUUUGGAAACGACAUAAUGGUUUUAGAUUACUUUUAUAAGUAUUACCCCAAAUUUCUAGACAGUAGUUGAUAUAUGGCAGUACAAGUGAGCAAUAUAAUAUAUGAAGUGCUUUACGGUCCAAAAUGUGUUUUGUUUUUCCUAGAACUGCGAUGCUCCGUGCGACUUUUGUUCUUACAUAGUUUAUAUGGGGUUUCCAACAGAUUCUGUGGUUCAGUAUUACACCCAGAAAUUUAUUUUCAUAUACUCUUUCAAUGUUAACAUUAUCUAUCAUCAUUUGUACUGGUGUGUCUGUUUUACGGUUUCCAAAUAACAUGAGCUUGGUUUUAUUCAAAUUCAAUUAUAAUUUGUUUAUAUCAAACCAAUGUUUUAAUUUACUCAUUUCUGUGGUGGUGACCUCCAAAAGCUGCUGGAGAUUUUCCCCUGAACAUAAUACAUUUGUAUCAUCCGCAAAUAAAACAAAUUUCAACACAUUUGACACACUACAGAUGUCAUUGAUGUGAAGAAUAAACAAUAUUGGGCCUAUUGUGGAACACCACAAGUAAUGUCAGCCAAUGAUGAUUUAUAGUCACCCAUCUGUACAAACUGCUGCCUUCAAUGCAUGUAACUUUUCAACCAAUUUAAUGCAACUCCCCUUAUACCGUACUAUAACAGCUUUCCAAUGCUGUUACUUGUGGCGAACACCUUUUUGCUUGAGUUGACGCGUGCCCGUAGGUGGAAUAAUGUCACAUGUCACACCAUCCAUAUCUUCUGUUGUUUGAUUUAUUUACUCAUUCAUUAUUUGAUGUAAGACAAAGACACAAGACCACUUCACACGGUCAAAAAAACUGUUCGGCUUCCCAGGUGUGCGCACCUGUCCUAAUCAACCCACCCAUUAAAUAGACAGACACAAUAGCACCAUCUGUUGGCACAAAAAAUACAUAACAAUAAACUGCAAAACCCCAAUCUGGCUCCUACAUGUACCUUUCAAUUUUUUUUAAAUAGUAUUUCAUGAUUAAUGGUGUGAAAGGCUUUUUUCAAAUCUAUAAAUACUCCUAUGACAUAUUUGUUGGUGUCAAUACAGUUUGUAAUUUCCUCUGUCAAUUCCAUAAGUGCCAUUGCUGUUGAGCUUUUUGCUCUGAAGCCAUACUGACUGCCAGUCAGAAUCUUUUGACUUUCAAUAAAAUGAUUUAGCCUCACAACAAAUAAUUUUUCCAGUAUUUUGGAAAAUUGGCAAAGCAAGGAUAUUGGCCUAUAAUCGGUAAAAUAAGGUUUCUCCUCAGCUUUAUAUUAAGGAAUAACUUUGGCAACUUUCAUUUUCUGUGGAAAUGAACCAGUUGUCAAAGAUAAAUUAAAGAUGUAUGUUAGUGGUUGUAUAAUGGAAUCAAUUACUUUCUUAAUCAAGAUCAUGUCAAUGCCAUUCCAAUCUGAUGAUGAUUUAUUCUUACACUUGCUGACAAUGUCUUUGAUUUCUUUUCCUUCUAUGCCAUUUAAGUACAUUGAGUUGACAUUACGAAUAAUAUUCCCCUCAGCAUCCCCACCAUUACACGUGGCCUUUAUUUCCUCAGCCAAGUUCGGCCCUACAUUUACAAAGAAUUUGUUAAAGCCAGUAACCACAUCAUUCAUGUUACUUAAGGAAGUAUCAUUGUCAACAAAAUAUUCAGGGUAUCUCCUAUUAUUUGAGCCAUUUCUGAUAAUACCAUUUAAUAUUUUCCAUAUACCUUUAAUAUUGUUUUUACUAUUCUCUUAUAAUUUGGCAUAAUAUUCUUUUUUGCAUGUCCUCAUAAUAUUAAUUAAUUUAUUUUUAUAUUUCUUAUAUUUAUGUUCAGCCUCUGCAGUUCUUUGCCUUAAAAAUUGUUUAUAGAGGGUGUUCUUUUUUUUUUCUUAUUUUUUUUUUCUUUUUCUUUUUUUUUACAAGCAUUACGCAAACCUUUUGUGAUCCAUGGGCUGCCAAUAUGGUUUUUCCUGACAUUAUAUUUUUUCAUUGGACAGUUUUUGUUGUAUAACGCCUUAAAGGUCUCAAGAAAUAUUUAAUAGGCUUUGUCAAUAUCCUUUUCUUCAUAGAGAUUAUUCCAAUUUUGUGCUAGUAAAUCUCUUCUAAAUGCAUUAAUUUGCUGCUCUGUUCUUUUUCUCCUAUAUACAACUGUAUUUUCCUCUUCUCCUUUCGCAUAGUUACAGCCAUAGAUCACAAAAACUGGCAGAUGGUCACUGAUGUCUUUUAUGAGCAACCCACUAACUAAAGCAUUGUUCAUGCAAUUUGUAAAUAUAUUAUCUAUUAUUGUGGCACUUUGCUCUGUUAUCCUGCUUGGUUUGGUGAUCAACGGAUAUAAACUUAACCCUUUGAUGCGCAACAUGGGUCAAAAAAGACCCGGCUGAGUUUAAAUUUUAUAUAUCUUUUCAAAAAAUUAAUUCCAUCAGUCGGUACUCAAGGAAUUCCUCAAUUAACUUGUUUUUGACGACCCUACAUCCUUAUGUUAAUUUUUCUUUUUUUACUUUUAGAAUAAAAAUCGUUUUUGUAUCACUACCCCUCUAAUGCACAACAUGGGUCUAAAAUGACCCGUAUCCAUUUUCAAUGUUAUUUCAUGUAUGGCUGAGUGUUUCUAUGGUAUAUCUUUGAAAUAAAUUAAUUUUAUCAUUUACUAUUCCAAGUAUGCAGUAAAGAUCUUGUUUUAGUUGAGCACGAAUAAUCCUUUUUAUUUUUUCUUUCUUAUGUUAUGAGGAAGCACAGAUUUUGUAUUUCUACAUCAAGUUUACAUACAUGGGUCAGAAACGACCCACAUACAGUGACUGUAGCAUUUAGCAUGAAAAGACCGUCUAAUACAUGUAAGUAUGGUUUUUCAAUUGUUCUGACAGUAUCUUAGAAAUUAUUUGAUGACAAUUGUGAAAUAUAAUUGUACAUAGAUUUGAUUUGAUUAGGUUUAGGUUACCUUGAGAGUGAGGACAUUACAUGUUGGAAAGUUACACAGUUACAGGUAAAACAGCUAGCGUUAUUUCAGCUAGCUAUAAUCAGACGCAUGUGUAUGUGACAAAAUGACAAAUAAACAUGUUGCUGAUACAAAAUACAAAAGUGUUUGGCCCAUAGACUAGAAUGGAAAGCGUCUGCCUCCUUGCUGGGUGAAGCCGAGAACAGCACCCCCUGUUUACCUCCGCCAGCAAACCUUAUGGAGCUGUGGACUAACUUAAAAAAUUUAUUACACAGAACAUAAUUUUUUAUCCCUCCUGAUUGUGAUGUUGACAUGUAGUUACUGUCAGACUGGUUUGUGCUCAAGUCCUCUUUUUUUCUGUGUAGCUCCAUUUUUAAAAGUUAUUAGGGAGUUCAUGUUUGCUAUGAUUGACACUUGAUACAGCCUAUGGGCGUUCAGGGAUUGCGUAGCUCUCCCGAGGGAUAUGCUGUUUGAGCCGAGUGUCAUCACAGCGACUCUCUUCAACUGUGCGGCCAAAUGCGCGCAUUGCUACUGCGCAGCGCUGGUUUCAGGAAAUGAAGAAAAAUCCUGGAAAUAUUGAGAGCUAUUUGGCUUCAAAUCUGUAUACAGGCAGUAGGCGGAACAAAGUUGUCCAUAGUAUAUACAGUCUAUGGAUACAGCCUAUUGGCGUUCAGGGAUUGCGUAGCUCUCCCGGGGGAUACGCUGUUUGAGCCAAGCGUCAUCACAGCGAAUCUCUGCGACUGCACAGGCGAAUGCACGCAUCGCAACUGCGCAGCUCUGGUUUCAGAAAUGUAGAAAAGUCCCGGAAAUACCGAGAGCUUUUUGGCUCCAAAUCCGUAUACAGGCGGUAGGCGGAACCAAGUUGUCCAUGGUAUAUACAUGGUACAUGGUCUCUGACCUGUUCUUUGGGACCACCAAGAUCACACUUAGCAAGCAGAUGGAGGUGUUGGGUCUUUCUAUAGACAGCAAGCUCACAUGGACCAGCCAUUUGUCCAACAUCUGCAGACGUGCUGGACAACGUCUUGGUGCACUGCGUAAGCUGGCCAACAAGCUUGAUGCCAAGGGCAGGGCCAACAUUUAUAAGACCCAGGCCAGGAGCAUCAUGGAGUACUCCUGCCUGGCCUUGAUGAACGCCUCUCCGACCACUCUUAGGCAGCUAGAAAUCAUCGGGGUGGAUGAGGACCUUGCCUUUCACCAGUACGCCAUCAGCAAGCUGGGUCACCGGCGAACAGUUGCAGCAACAACCGUUCUUUAUAAAAUGCACACCCCCAACUGUCCAGUGGACCUCAAAGCUCUGCUACCCCAAGCCCACACCGUGGGAAGAAUCACCCAGAGAGUACUGCCAAGUCACGCCCUGAAAGUCCCCAAGUUAAAAACCAAUUGCCUUGACAGGAGCUUUCUCCACUCUGCUAUAACAACUUGGAAUAGCCUUCCCCCUGCAGUUGUUGGAGAUAUUACAUCUAAUGAUGUUCACGCCUUCAAAAAGAGGCUGAACAAAUACCGCCACAGUAUAUGACUGUUAUCCCUCACAAAGCUUCAUGGACUUUUAUCCAUAAACAUUAUGUUUUUAUUUACCCCAGUCUGAGUAGCUGCAGAUCAUUGAUAGGCUCUUUGAAUUUCUCUCAAAGCCUGUAUCUGUCUAAGCCAAAUAAAAAAAAAUUAAAAAAUAGUAAAAUUUUGUAGGAUGUUCUAAAUUGAACGGGAAGCCCGUGCAGUGAUGCUAGUAUAGGAGUUAUGUGAUCUCUUUUUUUAUGUCUGCAGAGCAAUCGUGCUUCAGCAUUUUGAAUAGUGGAGCAGAUAAGUGAAAUAAACGUUCAGAUGGUGGUACAAGCAUCAAAAUUGGCGUGAGCAUUCUUCAUGGGCCACUUUACUAGGAAAGUGUUCCAGCCAUUUAAAAUUUUAAGAUGGUGGCCACCUAGGUGGAACAAUUGGGUGAUGUUCUUGUUAAGUUGGUGAUAUAGCCAUAAAAAUUGAUAAUCUGUCUUCAUGAGUCACUCAACAAGAAAAUGCCCCAAGCUGCUUGAAAUAUCUGGAUGGCGGCCAUCUUUAAACUGGCCGCCAUCUCAGUAGGGCAUAUAAAUGAUGUAAAGUUGGUGUUAUAAACAUGAAAAACAGUAAGACCAUUCUCCAUGCGUAACUUAAUAAGCUGCUCAAAAUUUCAAGAAGAUUUCUUUUUAAUAUGGUGUGUUUUUCUUUUCAAUUCAAACAUAUAUUUAUUAGGAAGCCCCUAAAGGGUGUAGCAAUUUGAAUAAUGUCUUAAGAUCAAAAAUCUUAAAUUAUGACAUUUAUGCACUCAUUGAACUAUUAUUGCACCACCUACCCUUCAUGGUGGGAAACAGAGAAAAACAAAAGUUUAAUUCAGAAAUCAAACAUUAAAUCUUAAAUUAAUCAAUCUCUUAUCUCAAGCUGAACUUCUCAUUUCAGGGACUCCACUUCUGGAAGAACACUAACAGACAAGAACUUAGAAAAUAAAGGAUCUGUUUAUUGCAGGAUAAAUGAUGGUACAACAUACAUGCAAUAAAUGAUAAGAUAAUGAGGAUAAAUAAUUAUAGGUGAAUAUAAAAGAUUCUGAGUCAGGCUAAAAGCACUUAAGUUAAUAAUAGUGAGUGAAUAUGCUCUAACAUGUUAACCUACACUAACUUGUGGAUUUGGAUGAAUCUAGGAUUACUCGAAUAAGUGAAUAUCUGAGUCAUGACCACAUGAGACAGCAUCAGCCCUAUUUGGAGCUCUGGAGGUUUGCAUACUUAAGUGAGCCUGGUCCUUGGAGAAGAUGGAGCAGGUUUCAAAGGUCCGGGGCUACUGGCAGUUCGAGAGGUUCAGCUCAGAAGACAACCAAAGUCAGCCAAAAGAUUGGCCAGGAGUUGCAGCACUCAGGCCCGAAGCAAAAACCAGCACCUUAUGAAUCCUUUGGAUGCUCCUUUGGUCUCACCACAAACUCUGGCACAGAGGAUGACUUUGGGCCUGCUGUGUGGUGUUCAGAGGUGACUUUGAAAUCACGCAGAUAACUCAGAAAAAGAGGCUUGAUGGCCAAUCAAAACUAUUUCAAAUAUGGCUUUGCGAAAUCGAAGUAAAAUCAGUUAAAGGCUUUAUCUUGAAGUGCUAUGCGCACAAAAAGCUGAAGUUUCAAAACUUGAACUAAGAAGAUGUUACAGAAAAAUCAACAUGAAUGAACACGUGGCGUAAAACUUAUUAGACUAAAAAAAGGUAAGAGUAAGUAGUAAGGUCUUAGAGAAAACAAAGAAGGGGACUAAGAGAAGACCGGGAAACAAGAGCAGAAGAGUUAAAGAGAGAAGUCCGAGCAGAAGAGAGUGGGCACCCCCAAAUUUGCUGUUUUUUAUCUCCUUCACACUGGAAGUGUCUCUGGGGUGUGUGUGUGAGGAGAAAGAGGAGGGGUAGUUGGUGCGUAACUGCAGAGGACUCUGAUUAUAUGAUCUAACUUAUACUUUUGGCUAGUAAAAGAGUCAGAUCUGAUACUAACUCACUAUGAUUAAUAUCAUUGAAUGCUUGGUUUCAUGAUGAAUGAUUUGAUACUAAACACAUAUGAAGAAAUGUAGAAUCACAUCAAACAUUCUCAUUAUGUUUAAAGUAUCACAUUGAUCAUGCUAAAUUACUCUGAAAUAGAACAGAUAGUAACACAUAGAAACUGUGAACAACAAAAGGGUAAACACAUGUACAAAACCAAAUUCCAAUGGGAUUGGGAAGACAUGUAAAUCGUAAAUAAAAACAGAAUAUCCUUUUCAACCCAUAUUCAAUUGAAUAUACUACAAAGAAAACAUUUUUAAUGUUCAAACUGAUAAACUUUAUAUUUUUUUGCAAGUAAUCAUUAACUUUAGAAUUUGAUGGCAGCAACACGUGACAAAGAAGUUGGGAAAGGUGGCAAAAAAUACUGAGAAAUUUGAGAAAUGCUUUCAAUUCUCAGUCAUUCACAAGCAAGGAUGGGGCGAGGUACACCUCUUUGUGAACAACUGUGUGAGAAAUAGUUGAACAGUUUACGUUUCAAGUAAAAUUGCAAGGAAUUGAGGGAUUAUAACAUCUACGGUCCAUAAUAUCAUCAAAAGGUUUAGAGAAUCUGGAGAAAUCACUGCACAUAAGCGGCACGGCCGGAAACUAACACUGAAUGCCUGUGAUCUUUGAUCCCUCAGGCGUCACUGUAUCAAAAACUGACGUCAAUGUGUAAAGGAUAUCACCACAUGGGCUCAGGAACACUUUUGAAAACCACUGUCAGUAAAUACAGUUUGUUGCUACAUCUGUAAGUGCAAGUGAAAACUCUACUAUGCAAAGCGAAAGCCAUUUAUCAACAACAUCCGGAGACGCUGCCGGCUUCUUUGGACCUGAGCUCAUCUAAGAUGGACUGAUGCAAAGUGGAAAAGUGUUCUGUGGUCUGACGAGUCCACAUUUCAAAUUGUUUUUGGAAAUAGUGGACGUUGUGUCCUCCGCGCCAAAGAGGAAAAGAACCAUCCGGACUGUUAUUGACGCAAAGUUCAAAAGCCAGCAUCUGUGAUGGUAUGGGGGUGCAUUAGUGCCCAAGGCAUGGGUAACUUACACAUCUGUGAAGGCAACAUUAAUGCUGAAAGGUACAUACAGGUUUUGGAGCAACAUAUGCUGCCAUCCAAGCAACGUCUUUUUCAUGGACGCCCUGCUUAUUUCAGCAAGACAAUGCCAAGCCACAUUCUGCAUGUGUUACAACAGCAUGGCUUUGUAAUAAAUGAGUGUGGGUACUCGACUGGCCUGCCUGCAGGCCAGACCUGUCUCUCUUGGAAAAUGGGUGGUGCAUUAUGAAGCAUAAAAUAUGACAACGGAGACCCCAGACUGUUUAACAUCUGAAGCUGUACAUUAAGCAAGAGAGGGAAAGAAUUCCACCUUCAAAGCCUACAAUUAGUCUCCUCAGUUCCCAAAUGUUUAUUGAGUGUUGUCAAAUGGAAAGGUGAUGUAACACAGUGGUAAACAUGUCCCUGUCCCAACUACUUUGGCACGUGUUGCAGCCAUGAAAUUCUGAGUUAAUUAUUAUUUGCAAAAAAAAUAAUGUUUAUGAGUUUGAACAUUAAAUAUCUUGACUUUGUAGCGUAUUCAAUUGAAUAGAGGUUGAAAAGGAUUUGCAAAUCAUUGUAUUCUGUUUUUAUAACGUUUAUCACAAUUUCCCAACUUCAAUGGAAUUGGUUUUUCAGAUAAACUUCAUCUUGAUUAAUGAUGGAUUCGUUAUACUCACAAUUGAAUUAUUCAAUGACAUUAUAACCACCUAAUGGGUAAAAAUACUAAAUAAUAAAAAUAUAAACCAAAUAUUUCUAAACUAUUUCUGUUACUGAGAGUAAAAUUAUGAUUCAUAGUCGAUAAAUGUAACCCUUAAAAGUUCAUGAAACAGUCUGAAAAGCUGUUGGUCUAAAGAAACUAAAGAAUAAAGGAUUUAUUCUGUCAGAGUGAUAACUUGGCUUUUGGAGCACAUAGAAAAAUGGGAUAUAUCUUAUUUUAACACAAAUUUCAUGAUUAGACUUAUUAGUACAUUGCUGAAUGCAUAAGGUGUCAUGAUCAAUUAUUUGUAUUCUUUCUCCAAAGGAAUGCAGUUUUUAUCAGUGCAUGGUCAAGCAGAGUUUAAUGACAGAGGUCUGGAGGUCAGUGUCCUGCUCCUCAAACCGUUCCUUGGGGUCUGUGUGUUCACACACUUUAACAUGGUAAAUCUCAAAUGGGAGACCUGAGUUGAGGCGUUAAUGUUUAUAUUUAGAUGGUCAGUGAUAGAGUCAGUUUGAAAGGUAAUAAAAACUCUGUCUCUGUUCUCCGCAUUGACCAAUUGUGAAGAGCCAGAGGUUUUGGUCAACCUCCGGUCGGGUUAGUUAGGCAACCUGAAGAUGCAAACAAGUCUGGAAAGAUUUAUAUUAUCCUGUGUCCUGGGAUCAGAUGAGGGACCUUUCCUGCAAAGAAUGUGUGAGUUUCACACACACAAAAAAACCCCACAAAUGUUUUGCAUGCUCAUGCGAAAGAGGAGCGUUGCCCUCCUCUUGGAGCGAGAAUACAUCCUGUGGUAUCCCCGCUCCAACUGGAGAACAACGCACCUCUUGAGCGUGUGCACGUGAAUGUUUCGAGUGUGCAUGCGAGUUUUUUUUUUUUUUUCAUGUCUUUUUCUCUAUGUCCCUUUAAGGACUCUGUGGAUUAUAUUCUUUCUAUAUUUAAUGUUUUGUAUUUUUUACUGCUAAGCACUUUGAGACCACUGACUUCAUGUAAAGUGCUACACAAAUGAAAUCCAUGAUUAUUAUUUCUCGAAUAGAAUAGACAUUGGAUAGAAUAUGUUUAUUGACUUUGUACAGUGAACAAAGAACUUAAAGUGGAAUCCUGACGGUAUAAAAGAAAAAUGUGAUUGAAAACAAAAAACAUAAUUAUAGAGUAAAAAGUUAACAUUAAACCAAAUGUUGGUGCACCAAGGAAUGUACUGGACAUUGCGAGUGCUUCAAAUAUGGUCUCACUUGCACAUGUUUAUGUAGUUGCCCCUGUUAGAAGCUAUGUGUAUUCUUUUUGCCAGGACUACUUCCCCUUGUUUACCUCCCCCCUCUCAGAAAACAAAACAAAAAAAAGUUACAAAAAAGGAACAAAAAAAAAAAACUUUUUAAAAUUUUUUUAAAUUUAAAGCAAAAAUAUAAAACCUCCCUCGUGACUGUGACCUGGUUGUGGUAAGGGAGCUUGCAUACUUCUGCGAACCCUGAAAGCUAUGCCAUUGGGAGACAACUCCUGGCAGGUUUCACCAAAUUUGACAGGUCGAAGGCGAGGAGUUAGACAAAACACAGUCAAGCAUUUUCUUGUGAAGUGAAGUUAUGGAGAAUGUUUGCAUGUUCAUAUCACCAACUUUACAUGACAUUACUGCUGUAAUAAGAUGGCAGCCAUCUUUUAAACGGUCGCCACAUUAUAAUUUCAAGCAGUUUGGAGCAUUUUCUUGUUAAGUUACUCAUGGAGAAUGGUCUUACUGUUUUUCAUGUUUAUAACACCAACUUUACAUUAUUUGACUGCUCUAAUGAGAUGGCCGCCAUCCAGAAAUUUCAAGCAGCUUGGGGCAUUUUCUUAAGUGAGUCAUGAAGACUGUUCAUACCAAUUUUCAUGGCUAUAUCACCAAUUUAACAAGUAUCACCUAAUUGUUCUACUUAGGUGGCAGCCAUCUUGAAAAAUGGCAGCCAUCUUGAAAUUUCAAAUGGCUGAGGCACUUUUCUAGUCAAGUGACCCAUGGAGAAUAGUCAUGCCAAUGUUCAUGCUUGUAUCACCAACUGAAGGAUUCUGGCUAAAAUUUGUACUUGGCUGCUGCACUAAAACCAUUUGUAGUCAUUGUAUCAAUGACUGGUUGAUACCAAAGUACAGGGAAUUACAGUAGUCGAGCCUGGAGGAUAUCAGGGAAUGGAGUGUAUCCAGAUGCAUUCUAUGAAAAUCUUAAAAUAAAAUUAAAGUUUCAUAAUGAAGUACCAACAUUCUGUUAGCUUUAUUCUUAUGUUCUAAUGUAAUUCAAACAGUAAACAAUCACUAUGAUUCAAAAGCUUGAAUAAGUAUUUGAGCUGUGUUUUCCCCACCACCAAUAUGGAGAGGAAACCCACCACUUCAAUGCGACACCACAGCACUCCAAAGGUAAUACACAAUAUAUAUAUGUAUAUAUAUAUAUAUAUAUAUAUAUAUAUAUAUAUAUAUAUAUAUAUCUUACAGAACAUGUGCGUUCUGUACUAGCAGUAUGUACUGAUUUGCCCAAAAUUUAAUAUGCAGUAUGGCAUGCGACAAAUGCGAAAUUUGCAGUAUGCCAAAAAUGCCAAAAUGAUGCACUGAUUCGAGAAAAUUUCACAUUAUGCAUCAGAUCAGUCUGCUUCGCUUAUUGUUACCCACAAUUCAAAGUGCCUGGGCAAAUGAUGGAAUAGUGGAGAGAAGCGAAACCUUUCACCCGAGCAUUCAUUUUCGAAGAGGACAACCAUGCUGAUUUCUCCUUCUGACAGCCUGUCUUUCCCUCCUUCUUCAGCGUUAUUUGUGCAAACCACUGACAAGAAUGCAAAGUUUUGUUAGCAUACCAUACAGUUUUUAUCCUCAUUUCCCUUGCUUCAAAUUUUCUUGCUUCUUCUCAUCCUUUGUACUGUACGGUUCAUGAUUCAUGAUGAAUCGUAAAAGUGGAAAACUUGCCAUUAAUUUCCUCCUGCCCCACAGAAGGGAUGACAGGCCUGAUCAAGAUCUUUACAGGAUGAUUAGUGUCAUUUCUAAUGACCUCAAUCGGUGAUAUAUUCAAUAUAAUAGAGGCUUUGACAUUAGUUUCAGCCUGUCACAUUACCAGCCAUAAACUCCUUGAAGUAGCUUUAAGAUAAACUUCCCAUUAAGAGUUUAUCUAUUAAUAAAUAUGGAAAACAUGGUCUGGGAAACCUUGGAGCUGCACUCUAAAUGAACACUUGCCCAUGGCUCUACCCUCUAACACACUGAAUUUAAUGGAGGGCUGUGUGGGUGGUUGGCAGCAAUUUGCUCAGUGGUUGGGUUGGGUUGGGUUAGGUUGGGUUGGGCGUCUCCCAGCUGGGAAUGUUUAGCUGUAGAAGAAUAAGGAAAAACAUGGCUCUAAGUUUCUUCCUCUUGUUUUUUUUUUUUUUUUAGGGCCAAGAAGAAGCGGUAUUUUGAGUACCCUCUACUGGAGAGAUACAUGCAGUGCAAACAAAAGUCCUACUUCCUUGUAAGCAUGCUUUUCUUACGGGGUUUCCUCCUCCUGACCUUCAUGACGGCUGCCUGUCUCUACCUGGCCUACUUCCACCUCUCCGCCUUUCUGCAGGAUGAGUUCAGCUGCUUUGUCCGCACAGGCAUGCUGCGGGAUCAGAACUGGGUUCCUGAGCUGGUUCAGUGUAAGAUGAUUGGCCAGUUGGUGUUUCAGGUAAUCAGUGUAGCUAAUGGUGCCAUCUAUGUGCUUUUGGCUCCCAUCGUCCUCUUCAGCCUACUCCGCCUCUUUGUUUGGGACACCACUUUCAUCUCAGUCUACGAGGUCCUCCCUGCCCUGGACCUGAUCAACCAACAACGGCUUGGCUGCCCGCUCAAUGACCUUAAUGUCCUCCUGCUCUUUCUGCGUGCCAAUGUAGCACACCUGAAGUCCUACGGGAAGGUCAGGGCAUUGUGCUCAUUGGCGCCGCCACAGGUCGGCAACACUACUGCAGGGCAAGGGUUGGAUGCAAUGCUAACCCAAGAAGAAAUUGAGGAACGUGAGGAGGCAGUAAAGGAGCUGACGGAGGAGGUAGAGGAGGCCAAAGAAGAAGGAAAGCUCAGUCUGGUGGAAAUCAUGACCAUCCUGGGAGCAGCUCAGGGGAGAGUGGUGAACUGCAGCGAGAAGAGGCCUCUCAUUGAGGAGAAUAUGAGUCUGGGUACCGUAACACUUAUCUACACACUUAAACGCAUUCUGUUUGUGGCUGUCUUUGUGUACAUCAUUUGGGAUGUACAGAAAAUCAUUAAGUGAUCUCUUAAAUAAUGAUACAAACUCAUAAAUGAAUAUGAAGUGAUUCAAAAACUGGGUUGAAUGAUGAGAUUUCACUGAAUUACUAUUCAAUAAGGAGCAAUACUAAUGCAAUUUAUCUUUACUGCCUUGUUGCAAAGAAAAAUUGCAAAAAUAGGUCCUAAUCUUUUUUGGUUUGUUCAGAUAAGUCAUUACUCUUUAAAUGCUACUUGUAAACGUGUCAAACAGCUGUGUUUUCUUCACACUUUAAAACUCAGAGACAGUCUGAAUGUACAUCAAUCUAUUGAAUUAAGUUUACCAUAUAAACAGAGCAGGUCUAGACCAUACUCUGUAGUUUUAGAUUACAUGCAAUCACAAUUCAAAAAAAUUUGGGGGUGCAGAGCAAAAAGUAAAACUGAUUUUGUUGGUUUAUGGAUUGUUAAAACUCUUUCGAAUGUAAUAAAAUACAAAGACAACAUAUCAAAUGUUUAAAUGGAAGAAUUUCAUUUUUUUAUUAUGAUGUUUGCUCAUUAUAAAUUUGAUGCCAGCAGCAGGUAAAAAGAUAGCUGGGACAGGAUCAUGUUUACUUCUGUGGUGCAUCAGCCCUUCUUUUUACCACACAUUUUGAAACAAGGGAGUAUUGGAAAGUGGAAUAUUGCCACAUUGUUUCCUGAUUCAAGAUUUCAGCUGCUCAACAGUUCAGGGUCCCCUUUGUUGUAAUUUUUAGAGUCAUGAUUCUCCAAAUGUUUUCAGUGGGUCAAGUCAGGACUGCAGGCAGACCAGUUUAUCAGCAGGACUCUUCUACUUCAGAGCCAUGCUGUUGUAAUCCCUGUUGUCAGAAUGUGGUUUGUCAUUGUCUUGCUGAAAUAUGAAGGUCUUCCCUGGAAACGUCUUUGUCUGGAUGGUAGCACAUGUUGCUCCUAAACCUGUAGAUAUUGUUCAGCAUUAAUGGAGCCUUCACAGAUGUGAAAGAUACCCAUGACAUGGACCCUCAUGAUCCCCAUCCCAUCAGGGAUGCUGGAUUUGAAAUUUGCACUAAUAACAGCUAUGAUUUUAAAAAAGAAAGCGAGAUUUUGAUCCAUUAGAUCACAAGAUAGUUCUUGGCUUCACAUAAGCCCAUCUUGGAUGGGCCUUGGCCCGGAGGAGUCACUGGAAUUUCUGAAUCAUGUUCACACAUGGCUUCUUCUUUGCAUGGUACUGUUCUGGCCUGUGUUUGUGGUUGACACCUUGAACUGUGUUCACAGAAAGUGGGUUUUAGUAAUGAUUUGAGCUUAUGCAGUGAUUCCCACUCUAGAGUCCUGUCUGUUUUUAAUGCAUGCUGCCUUAGGGCCAGAGGAUCAGACUAUCCAGUCUUGGUUUUGGUUCUUGUCCCUUUUGUACAGAGAUUUCUCUGACUCUCUGAAAUGAAAGUGUUGAACUAUUAGCAAUAUGUUGAACUAUUCACGCAGUUUCUCACAGAGUGGUCAAACCUCUUCCCGCCUUCCCCAUCUGAGAGACUCUCUGAAUGUCCUCUUUAUACCAGUCAUGUUGCUAACCUGUUGGACAUUAGUUAGGCGAUGCCUUUUUUUAUGUGGUGUUGGUCUUGUAUCACCCUUUUUGAAACAACUUGUUGGCAUUUAUUUGUAAUGAGCAUUUGUUCUUUAAAUAUAAAAAAAAAAAAAUACUUUUCAGUUUUAACACAAGGGUUUAGAUAACUUUUUUAGGAACUGGGUUUGUAAAACACCUGGAUGAGUUAUUAAAUGUUAAAAAAAAGGUCAAAAUAGACUGUCACAGCUUGUCAUUACUGGAGCACAUUUCUUGUAAUGGCAUGACUUAUCAGAUCAAAAGAUCCACCAAAACCUUUGGAGUAUCUAAAUUCUUUCAGCUGAGUUAUUUUUUAUUUUCCAUAGGAGUGUUAAAAUCUCUGCCUGAAGCAGAUGCCCACUCAAAAUUCGACACAACAACCUAUUCAAUAUGUCUCACAAUGUAGGGACUGUUAAACAUAACUUUCCCCUUCAGUAUUGAUUCCAGUUGCCUGCAGCUGUUUUGCUUUUGUUCCUCCCUUUCAAAGCAAAGUGAAUUACCAGUCUUAAAUAAUCUUUUAAAAGCACAGGCUAAUGUAGGAGAGAUAGAUUUGUGGUACUUCUCAGCCCUAACUGCCCUCUCUGUCUCUUCACAGAGCCAAACCACCAGGGGUACCAUGAGUUGAAGGAGACCGCACCAUUUAGUCAUUACUAGGCCUCCUACCGACUGAAUCAAUGUGAUAACAGUUGGAGGGUGGGUGGGUCUGCUGUAAAUGUAAGAGUACUUCACCCACAAAGACUGUGGACAGGACAGCAAUCAGGGCUUUUUUAAAAUCUUAUUAUUGGAGACUGAGCAUAAAAUGACCUCUUUUAUAACAAUAGGGCAAAUUUGUCCUGACUGGAAAUGUCAAUGCUUUUUGAUUUGCCGCAUUUUUAUGUCUGUACAUGCAGCAUGCUUUCUUCUUCUUUUUUCUUUUUCUUUUUACAGUCUCGUAAGGAGAGCACAUCAGUAAGAGUCACUAUUGUACCUGCAUCAUUGAGGAAAAGAACAUGUAUGGUGCCAUGGUUUGUGCAAAGUUUGUUUUUUAAAUGUACACAGUAAUGUCAGUGAAGAGACAAGAACAUUCACAACCACAGCUAUAGAUCUGUGAGUCACUAUUUCUUGUACAUAAACUUUGUAUGUGUUACAGUAUUAGUUUUACCCGCUUCUUUUUGCAUCUUUCAAUUCUUAUCUUUAUGUGCAAAAAUAAUCAAUCAUCAUGUGAUUUAAGUGUGUUUAAUGUGG
Messenger RNA from Xyrichtys novacula (pearly razorfish), 43828 nucleotides. The record is from the annotation of a GenBank genome assembly. NCBI's taxonomy places the organism in Eukaryota, Metazoa, Chordata, Actinopteri, Labriformes, Labridae.